Molecule: messenger RNA, 1469 nt
Organism: Arachis stenosperma
Lineage: Eukaryota; Viridiplantae; Streptophyta; Magnoliopsida; Fabales; Fabaceae
Product: aspartate carbamoyltransferase 1, chloroplastic-like
Exons: 7
Coding region: 197-1339 (380 amino acids)
Biological process (GO): amino acid metabolic process; 'de novo' pyrimidine nucleobase biosynthetic process
Molecular function (GO): aspartate carbamoyltransferase activity; amino acid binding
Source: RefSeq, a predicted model, not a curated record
CUACAUUUCAUGGAAGAUGCAGACACUGCUGCUCUUCGUAGCCGUUAUCUUCCUUACUAACACUCAAACCAACUUCUAACUUCUAGUAUUCAAUAAUCUUUCGGUUCUGUAUUCUGCCGUCUCCACAAAAGCGUAGUUUGUAAGCAUAUACCUUUAUUACACUAAGUUCAUUGAAGAAACUUUCUAUAGAGCAAAAAUGGCUGCUACUUCAUUGUUAUCCUCAUGCUGCAUGCAUAUGGGAAUGGCUCCUCCCAAAAUGGCUGCAAAUUAUUUGAGCUCUCAGCCAUUUGAUCAUCUGAAGUUAAGGUCAUUUGGGGGUCCGGAAUCAUCGGAAAAAUUAAAACUUUUGCACAAAGGUGAUGAGUUACUGUGCCGGGUUGCUCAAGUUGAAAGAGUGCCUUCCUUCUCUGUGGGGCAAAAGUUUCAGCUUGAUGAUGUGAUUGAAGCUCAGCAAUUUGAUAGAGAUACACUUGGUGCCAUAUUUGAAGUUGCAAGGAACAUGGAGAAUAUUGAAAGGAGCCAAAUUCUAAAGGGAUAUCUCAUGGCUACCUUGUUCUAUGAGCCAUCAACAAGAACUAGGCUUUCAUUUGAAUCUGCAAUGAAAAGGUUAGGUGGGGAAGUUCUCACAACUGAAAAUGCAAGGGAGUUUUCCUCCGCGGCUAAGGGAGAGACGCUUGAAGAUACGAUAAGAACAGUUGAAGGUUACUCUGAUAUAAUCGUGAUGCGCCAUUUUGAAAGCGGAGCUGCCAAAAGAGCAGCAGUAACUGCUGGCAUUCCUGUAAUCAAUGCUGGGGAUGGACCAGGAGAGCAUCCCACACAGGCACUGCUGGAUGUUUAUACCAUUGAAAGAGAGAUUGGAAAACUUGAUGGUAUUAAAGUUGGACUCGUCGGAGACCUUGCUAAUGGAAGGACGGUUCGGUCACUAGCAUACUUACUUGCCAAGUAUAAGGAUGUGAAAAUUUAUUUUGUCUCUCCUGAGGUGGUUAAAAUGAAGGAUGACAUAAAAUACUAUUUGACAUCAAAGGGUGUGGAGUGGGAGGAAAGUGGUGACUUGAUGGAAGUGGCUUCAAAGUGUGAUGUGGUUUACCAAACUCGCAUUCAGAAAGAGAGAUUUGGAGAGAGAUUUGACCUUUAUGAAGAAGCAAGAGGCAAGUACAUUGUGAAUCAAGAUGUUCUGAAUGUGAUGCAAAAACAUGCUGUGGUUAUGCAUCCUCUUCCUAGACUUGAUGAGAUUACUGUGGAUGUUGAUGAUGAUCCAAGAGCUGCUUACUUUAGGCAAGCGAAGAAUGGUCUAUAUAUUAGGAUGGCCCUUUUAAAGGUUUUGCUUCUUGGUUGGUAAAAUAUUGCAUUUACUUUCCAAAUGCUGUUCCAACCUCAAGUUGUUUCGGGUGUAAUUGGUACAUUUUAUGCUGUUGUCUCCCUUCAUGGGAAUAUUUAUAGUAGUAGUAAUAAAAAUAUAAAAUACUAGU